AUGCUCUCUCUCAGAUCAGCUGCUGCCCGCACUUUUGCUAGACGCUCUCCUGUCGCUACCUCCCAAAGAAGCUUCCUCCAAACUAGAAUCAUGGCUUACUCUACCAUCAACACAAACAAUGUCCGCCCUGAACCCGAUCAGGUUCUCCAGGACAUUGCCGACUACAUCCACAACUACAAGAUCGACUCCCCCGUCGCUUACGAAACUGCCCGUCUCUGUCUUCUUGAUACCCUCGGAUGCGGUCUUGAGGGCCUCAAGUACCAACAGUGUGCUAACCUCAUUGGCCCCGUCGUCCCUGGUACCGUUGUCCCCAGCGGUACCAAGGUCCCCGGUACUGACUACCAACUCGACCCUGUUCGUGGUGCCUUCUCCAUCGGUACCAUCAUCAGAUGGCUCGAUUACAAUGACUGCUGGCUUGCUGCCGAGUGGGGCCACCCCUCCGAUAACCUCGGUGGUAUCCUCGCCGUUGCUGACUGGCUCACCCGUACCGCCAAGGCUGGCGGUGAGGGCAAGGUCUUCAAGGUCAAGGAUGUCCUUGAGGGUAUGAUCAAGGCCCACGAGAUUCAAGGUUGCAUUGCCCUCGAGAACUCUUUCAACAAGGUCGGUCUUGACCACGUUGUCCUUGUUAAGGUCGCCACUACCGCUGUCGUUUCCAAGAUGCUUGGUCUCGACCGUCAACAGACCAUUGAUGCCCUUUCCCAGGCCUUUGUCGAUGGUCAAUCCCUUAGAACUUACCGUCACGCUCCUAACACCAUGUCCCGCAAGUCUUGGGCCGCUGGUGAUGCUGUUUCCAGAGCUGUUAACCUUGCUCUUCACGUCAAGCGCGGUGAGCAGGGCAUGCCCUCCAUCUUGACCGCCAAGACCUGGGGUUUCUACGAUGUUCUCUUCAAGGGCCAGCCCUUCAAGUUCCAGCGCCCCUACGGCUCUUACGUCAUGGAGAAUGUUCUCUUCAAGAUCUCUUUCCCUGCUGAGUUCCACGCCCAGACUGCUGCUGAGGCUGCCAUGACCCUCCACCAGACCCUCAAGUCCAAGGGUCUUACUUCUGAUGACAUUGCUUCCAUCAAGGUCCGCACCCAGGAGGCUGCUAUGCGCAUCAUUGACAAGACUGGUCCUCUUUACAACUAUGCUGACCGUGACCACACUCUCCAGUACAUGGUUGCUAUUCCUCUCAUCUACGGCCGUCUUACUGCUGACGACUACAGUGAUGCCGUUGCCGCUGACCCCCGCAUUGACGAGCUCCGUGCCAAGAUGACUCUUGUCGAGGAUCCUCGCUUCACUGAGGAGUACCACGCUCCUGAUAAGAGAUACAUUGGCAAUGCCAUCAAGAUUACCCUUAAGGACGGUACUGAGCUUGAUGAGGUCGAGGUUAACUACCCCAUUGGCCACCGCAAGCGUCGUGAGGAGGGUACCCCCGUUCUCCUCUCCAAGUUUGAGCGCCACCUUCGCGGCAGAUUCCCCGAGGAGCAGGUCCAGGCCAUUCUUGCCAAGUCUGGCAAGGAUGUUGGUGAGCUCGACAUUGACGAGUACGUCGACCUUUACGUCAAGAAGAACUAA
Messenger RNA from Magnusiomyces paraingens, 1554 nucleotides. RefSeq lists its product as uncharacterized. Gene Ontology annotation, molecular function: 2-methylcitrate dehydratase activity; 2 iron, 2 sulfur cluster binding. The transcript has a single exon. NCBI's taxonomy places the organism in Eukaryota, Fungi, Ascomycota, Dipodascomycetes, Dipodascales, Dipodascaceae. Gene Ontology annotation, cellular component: mitochondrion. The record is from RefSeq and is a predicted model, not a curated record. The coding region runs from base 1 to 1554 and encodes 517 amino acids.